Molecule: messenger RNA, 552 nt
Organism: Cloeon dipterum
Lineage: Eukaryota; Metazoa; Arthropoda; Insecta; Ephemeroptera; Baetidae
Product: guided entry of tail-anchored proteins factor 1
Exons: 4
Biological process (GO): tail-anchored membrane protein insertion into ER membrane
Cellular component (GO): GET complex
Molecular function (GO): protein-membrane adaptor activity
Source: RefSeq, a predicted model, not a curated record
UUGAAAAAAAUGGACAGCUAUUUUCUGCUUGUUCGCCUGAUUAUCUUUAGUCUCUGCAGUGCGUUUUUGCCCGCUCUGAUAAAAUGGGUCGUUGACACAAGGCAAAGAAAAUCAGAGAUAGAAAAGCAACUGCUAGCCGAGCUGAAAUCAAUGAAGAUGGAAUUAAUGGGAAUUUCCAUGGUCGAUGAGUUUGCCCGGCAUGCAAAAUUGCAGAGGAAGAUUACAAAAAUGCAGGAUGAUUUGAAAUCAGCUGCCAACUCAAGAAUGUUAAAUGCAACUAAAAAUAAGGCCCUAUACACUCAGCUAGUGAACGCGGCACUAGGAUUGUAUUUGAUUUACUUGGUUUGGAACUACAGAUAUGUGCCUGUUUUAACACUAUCAGAGGGCUGGCUUUACCCUAUUGAUGGUCUCCUCAGCUGGCCAACAGGUGAAAAAGGUGCAAUUUCAGUUGCAGCUUGGCUUGCUUUGUCCAGGACAAGUAUAAAAGUUUUCUCCAGUAUGAAGGCUUAAAAUAAAGGAAUACACAUUCAUAAAACUAAUUUUUUAAUAUCC